AUGAUGGCAAUACGUCACGUCCUUUGUGUUCUGACUAUAGCACUGUCUUGUCUCUGCAGUUGUGUGGUAGCUGCUGAUAAACAUAAAGCUCUUGAGGCUGAGGAUCCUUGUUCAUCUGGUUCACCAACUGAGGAUGCUGGUAAGUCUAAGUGUGCAGAAAGUAGUGGUAGAGGACGUAUUGAUGAUCAUGUUCGCCCUGAUCAAUCACAACAACUGGUAAAGCCGCAUAGUCCAGUGAGCAACACAAAUGGAGACCAUCGAGAAGAGGGAAGUGUUAGUAGCGGCACGAAAGAUGACCUCGCCGCACCAGGACCGGAAGAAGAACAAGUCCAUGAAGACACAGGGAGUCAUGUCAAAAAGCCAAGUGUUGAUGCUGAAAAAUCUGGUUCCCUUACUGAUGGUGAAGAGCGACGAGGUGUCGAAAGUCUUUCUCCAUCACGUACGCCUGCACCAGGUGGUAAAGUGCAAACCGAGAAUAAAGAAGACGCGUUGGGACCUGAGGGACAAAAUGUGGAUGCCUCUCCAGCAAAUGGAAGAGGGAAAGGAAGCCAAACUGCUGAAGAGCGAAAAGAAGAGAAACUGGAAGAUCCUCCACAAGGAGAGCUGACUGAUAAUGCAAGGAGAACUGAAGCAUCACCUACUGAAGUGGGCACUACACGGACUGAGGGCAAUAACGGGAAUCAACAAGCAGAAGGAAAUGGUGUUCAGUCUACUUCAGAGACUUCACCUGCACCUGCAGAGGAUGAGUCAACGAGGGACACUGCCAACACACCCAGUAAUGAUGAGGAAUCAACGUCAACUACCACCACAACCACAACACUUCCUCCUGAACUCACAAACAACAAGAAGGGUGAUGCAGACAGCAGCAGCAGUAUCAGCAGUUCUGUGUGGGUGCGUGUACCACUACUGAUUGUGGUUACACUGGCCUGUAUUCUUGUGUGCUGA
Trypanosoma theileri is the source of this 945-nucleotide messenger RNA. RefSeq lists its product as uncharacterized. The transcript has a single exon. The record is from RefSeq and is a predicted model, not a curated record. Bases 1 to 945 code for a protein of 314 amino acids. Lineage: Eukaryota; Euglenozoa; Kinetoplastea; Trypanosomatida; Trypanosomatidae.